AUCCUAUUAAUUAAACGAAUAUCAAUACAAUAAUACAGCCAGCUUUGUCUGCCAUUGUUAAUCCUUCCAACAAUUCUCUUCGUCAUUCACAGUCGCUGCGAUUGUCGCCGAUGGGUGUGUUUUUAGUUUUUCUCUUUGUUUGUGUGAAUCAGAAAGAUCAACGCGAGAAGAAUCAUGAGGCGGAUCAGAAGAAGCCCGACGACAAGAAAGACCACGGCACCGCCGUUUUUAAGAUGGACUUUCAUUGCGACGGCUGCACCAAGAAAGUCGUUAGAUUCGUUAGCAGUCUCGAUGGUGUUGAAGACGUGAAGGCAGAUUUCGCGGCUAACAAAUUGACAGUAACGGGGAAAGUGGACCCAGCGCUGAUCAAGGAGAAGCUGGAGAAGAAGACGAAGAAGAUCGUGGAGCUUGUCUCUCCGAGGCCGAAGAAAGAUGACGGUGGAGAUAAGAAGCUGGAGGGGAAGACGAAGAAGAAGGGGGAGCUCAUCUCUCCGAGGCUGAAGAAAGAAGGCGGUGGGGAUCAUAAGACCAAAGAAGACGAUGAAAAGCCCAAAGAGAUCAGUACGACGGUUCUGAAGAUCGAACUUCAUUGUAAUGAUUGCAUCCAUAAGAUACGGAAGACCAUAUUGAGAUUUAAAGGAGUUGCUAAGGUGGAUGUACAUGCGGCCAAAGAUCUGGUGACAGUAAAGGGCACUGUGGAUGUGAAGGGGCUAGUUCCCUACCUUGAAGAGAAGCUGAAGACGAGCGUCGAGGUCGUCCUGCCCAACAAAGAAGAAGACAGAGAUAAAAAACCAAAAGAAGCUAACGGAGGUGAUCAUGACAAGAAAGACAAAGAACCCGCCCGUGAAGGCGGUACUGGAGAUGGUGAGAAGAAAGAGAAAGAAGCCAAUGUGCAGUGGUUCCAAAGUACGGUGGUUUCGAAAAUCAGACUGCAUUAUGACAGUUACAUCCCUGAAAUAAGGAAGAUCACGUUGAAGUUUAUGCUGAAAGUUAUAUUUAAUGUCUUGUUUCGUUAUAUCUUUUCUGGUGUUUUUCCUGCAUGGCUUUUUGUUGAAUGAAUUCUUGACAAUUAUAUGGUUGAUAUUGCAUUUUGAAGGUUAAGUGAUGUAGAACAUCAAAAAUAGAAAUUCAAGGUAGGCAGAAAGGGAGAUCCUGAUCCCACCUCGAAUAUUCUUC
Molecule: messenger RNA, 1176 nt
Organism: Juglans microcarpa x Juglans regia
Lineage: Eukaryota; Viridiplantae; Streptophyta; Magnoliopsida; Fagales; Juglandaceae
Product: heavy metal-associated isoprenylated plant protein 3-like
Exons: 5
Coding region: 111-1058 (315 amino acids)
Molecular function (GO): metal ion binding
Source: RefSeq, a predicted model, not a curated record